Rotaria socialis is the source of this 2022-nucleotide messenger RNA. The record is from the annotation of a GenBank genome assembly. NCBI's taxonomy places the organism in Eukaryota, Metazoa, Rotifera, Eurotatoria, Philodinida, Philodinidae.
AUGUCGGAAACGAUUCUUGAUGAAAAUUCAUCAUUAAAUGGUUUAAUGACAACAGACACAAAUUCGUCAGUCAGAGAAUCCGGUGUUAAUAAUGAGAAUGAAGAAACAUGGUUAUACGGAAAACAAAAGGUGGAAGAAAAUGUUGAUAAUACAACAGCACCAUCAAUUGAUGAAGUAACAACACAGGAGAUCGAUGCAAGGGAAAAAGCAAUUAUACCAUCGGCAAUGAAUGUAACAACAUCAUCGCUGCUCGGUAGUCAAUUAGAUGAUGAUUCUGACGAUGACGAUGAUGGAAUUCAAGUUACUAUUCGUAAUAUUAAAGCAGGAGCACCAAUUUUUCCACCAGCUCGACAAAAUAGUCGAACGUCAAUACCAACAGGUCCAGUUAUCCCACCAAAAUCACAGACGACACGGAAUCUUGAUCUAGAUGCUCAAGGCAUAAUUAAUGGACAGCCAACAUAUGAACAUGAUUUAAUGAAUGCAUAUAAAGACGAAGAAAAACCAUGGAAAAAGCCAGGAGCGGAUAUCAGUGAUUAUUUUAAUUAUGGUUUCACUGAAGAAACAUGGGCACAAUAUUGUGAUCGACAACGUCGUCUACGUUCAGAAAAUAAUUUAGCUCGUCUCAAUGCUGCUCAUAUUCCCCAAAUGCCCCAAAUGCUUCCUGUUCAUCCUCCAAUGGUACAUCCGAUGAAUCCUCAUCCAGCUAUGAUUAUGAAUAAACCACCAAUAAAUAUGCCAAUCAUGCAACGACCAUUUAUGAAUGUACGAAAACAAGAUGGAAAAAUUGAUGUUAUUGGUGCCACUGAUCAAACAUCUCGUCGACCUAUGUUUGACGGACCAAAUAAUUUUGAACAUCCGCCAUUUAUGAAUGGGCCUCCGUUUUCUGGUGGUCAACCCCCAAAUGGUCAAACAGUUGGUGAUCUCGGCACACCACCCCCAACAUCCAAUGGCCCUCCGCAACAACAUGGAACACCACCUGGUGGUAGCCAUCCCAUCCCAACACUUGGUGCACAUCGAAUACCUAUGAUGCCUCCACCACCCGGUAUGCAAUUUCGACCUCCAUUUGGUCAUCCACAUGGCCCUGGCGCACCUCCAUUUUUUCCUCAUGGACCUGGCGGAGCAAUGCAUGGGGAACGACCUCCACAGCCGUAUUUUCUACAUCAUCAUCCACAACAACCAUGGGAUAAGGGCGGUAUGCCUCCUGUGCAUGGUUUUCCACCGGGACAAUUUCCUCCUCAACCAUCUAUACAAGGAAAUACUGGAAAUGGUCGACCCCCGUCUAGUCGAAGUCCAACACCUGAAGAUCAUUCACCACGUAGUUCAACACCAGAAGAAAAUCGGCCUAGUGGUAAUGCUGGUGAUAAUGACAAAUCCUCUAAAGAUGAUCGAUAUAAAGAUCGAUAUAGAGAUGAUCGCGAACAUCAUUUAUCUUCACGGCGUCGUUCAUCACCAAAAGAUCGUUCAUUAUCAUCGUAUCGUUCACGUCAUCGUAGUGGUGAUCAUGAAUAUGAAAGACCAAGAAGUGAUCGAAAAUCAUCUCGUGAUCGUGAUGAUAAAUAUGAACGUUAUUCACGAAAACGACAUCAUCGAGACGAUAGUGGACGUCAUCAUCGUGGUGAAGAUGAUUUAUCUCGGGGUCAUCGUUCAGCUCGUCGUACACCACCAAAAAAUUUUUCUUCACCACCGAAAACUCUUGCUACUAGUAACAGUCAAGUUUCUUCGACAGACCCUAUUCAAACAUCAACUGAAAAUCCAGAAGUAAUAGAAAACGAGCAGACGCCAAUAACAAAUAUUACUGCACCAGUAUCAUCAUCAUCGCCAACUAGUCGAUCGCGUCGUGAUGAUCCCGAACGUUCUUCUUCACGUCAUGGUCAUCAUAAGAAAUCUUCGAAACGUUCACGGCGUGAUAGUGGCGAUGAACGUAGUCAUCGUCGACGUUCAAAAGACAAAUCUAGUAGCAGUAAAAAGUUAUCAAAUCAAACCGAAAUGUCAUCGGAUGUAAAAGAACCCAUAAAUGAUUAA